Molecule: messenger RNA, 4704 nt
Organism: Spirometra erinaceieuropaei
Lineage: Eukaryota; Metazoa; Platyhelminthes; Cestoda; Diphyllobothriidea; Diphyllobothriidae
Source: the annotation of a GenBank genome assembly
AUGGAGAAGGAGAUAAAGGGCCUUAAAGUGGAAAUGGAGAAACUGAGGAAUCUCCCUCGCUAUUCAUUUAAAGUGGAUGAAAGUGCGCGAACAUACGCAAACACGGCUUCCUCGGCUGUGUCGACAGAGGAGAAAGAAAAUAGUAACAAUGGUAACCAGUGUCUUGUGCUAGAAACGCGUGGUAAGACGCGAUCUCAGCGAACAAAAAGAACUCUCAGGGUACCUCAAAAAGGCACAGAUCUUCAGACAAAGGAACAAGAGUUGGCUACACCGCAGACGAAAAUCUCGUUGCUGAAAACGACAAAUGAUCAAAAGAUAGUAGAAAACAGGCAGUCAUGCGUUGGUUCUGCCGAAUCAAACCUUCCUAAAUCGGUGGAAGGCGGUAGCCGCGAUAUCCACGAUGAAGACUCUGCAGGUAUGAUUAAACCACAAUGCCGUCUAUUUGAUCGCAGUAAAUGCAUUGUUAUAAAGGGCAUGUCUGAGUCUGUUUCCGACACUCCAAAGGACAGAAUACAGCAUGACAUAGAAAUACUCCAGGAAUAUCUCAAAUCGAUCUUAAUUAACACGGUGGACUUCAGAACAGACAAGGUUAGGGAAACUUUGAGUCAACAACAGCCUACUAAAUCCCGUGGUCCGGACGGCGUGCUCGCAAAAGUCCUGAAUGAAUUCUCAGGCGAACUGACCUCUCCAUUAUCCAGGAUCUUCUGGACUGCGAUGGAGACCGGGCCCCUGCCUGCUAACUGGAAGAAAGCAAAUAGAAGCUACAUAUAUGAAGGUGGCGAGAGAACAGCCCCAAAUAGUUUCAGACCAGUGAGUCUCAUAAGCAUCUGUUGCUAGUUGAUGAAAAAAUAAUAAAAACGAAACUGAUGCGGAUCUUGAAGGAAAACGAAUUGCUCAGUUUGCAUCAGCAUGGAUUUCGAAGGGGCCGAUCCUGUCUCACCAACCUGCUAGUAUCCAUUGAGAGCUGGACGCAAUCAAUCGACAUGGGAUUAUCAGUCGACGCCGUGUACAUUGACUUCAUAAAGGCUUUUCAUAGUGUUCCACAUGGACGACUUAGAGUUAAAUUACGUCAAGUGGGUAUGAAUAGGAAUCUGUUGAAAUGGUUAGCCGAUCUUCUUAUGGGCAGAUCUCAGUGUGUGUUUGCGUGUGGGGAGGUGUAGGGGUGUCAGCGGUGGGUUCACGUGAUGGUCGUAGUGGUCGCUCACUUGCUUGUAGGUGAGACUACGCCUAGCGUCCAUUUGCUGGCACCCAACUCUCACAUGUGGCUCCACGUUUCUGGGAUCUGCUCAGCGGCCACAUCCCGGGAAACCGCCUCAACUGGCGGGUUAAACCAGGUGAGGGGGCCCUGUUCACGUUGUGCAGCAUGCACAGGGUGUUGCGGACUCCGCUGGAUGGAAGGUCAGAUGGAACCUUGCGUCGGCACCGUCUUGACGUGGUUCGUCUCUGCACGCCGCUGGACAGCCGGUGACGGGAUGGAUCUUCACAUCGACAUCGCCUUGACGCGCCCACCUACGCCGUCGGUGGCCGCGGUUUACGGCAAAUUCGAGUCGCUCUCCAGUAUGAACAAGAAAUCGUGGCCCCACAGUAGAAUUUGGCCGCGCCACAACGGCACAUGGGCAGCCCAUUUCAGGGGUGGCACUGCCUGCCCUCAAGAUGGAAGGGGCCUAGAAAACGUGGCCUAAACAUCGCUGGGCACCACGCCGUCUGCAGUCUAGCCAGGGUCGCAGAUGUCAUAAACAUGGUGGAAACAAUAAACUCGAAACAACAAUAACUAUAACAACUACAACAACAAUACUCGCUCACCUCCUCAACCUACCUCUUCUACCUCUUCCUCUGCCUAUUCUUCUGCCUAUUCUUCUCCUUCGUCAUCUUCUUCUCCACCUCCUUCCGGUUGCCCCACUCGUCGUCAUCAGACUGGCAGGGCGAGUCCGGUCAUUCUGGCAGCCUGGAAUGUUCAUUCCCUUUUAGACAAUCCGAGGAGCAACCGACCGGAACGGAGGACGGCGCUAGUGGCACGAUAACUGGCGCGCAACAAGGUGGACAUCGCCGCACUCAACGAGACCCGUUUCUCAGAACAAGGCCAACUGGAGGAGGUGGGUGCCGGUUACACCUUCUUCUGGAGUGAUCGACCCAAGGCAGAGCGACGAGACGCGGGUGUCGCCUUCGCCAUUCGGAACGACAUCGUGGGACGACUGCCCUGUCUGCCGCAAGGAAUCAACGACCGCCUGAUGAACCUACGCCUGCCUCUUCGGCGAGGAGGCAAAUUCGCCAACAGCAUCAGCGCCUACGCUCCGCCGAUGACCAGCCCCGACGCCGUACGAGACAAAUUGUACGAGGACCUUCACGCCCUCUUGGCGACCGUGUCAAGGGCGGACAAGUUGAUUGUCCUUGGUGACUUCAACGCCCGCGUCGGCACAGACCAUACUGCCUGGAGAAGAGUGCUGGGGCCCCACGGUCUCCGUGGCUCAAACGACAACGGCCUCCUCCGCAUUUGCGCAGAACACCGCCUCAUCCUGAUGAAUACGUUCUUCUGUCUGCCGGAGCGAGAUAAGGCCACCUGGAGGCAUCCUCAGUCGCGUGAAUGGCACCUACUGAACUAUGUCAUCGUCCGGAGGCGAGACCAGCUGAACGUGCUGGUGACAAAGGCGAUCGCGGGCGCUGACGGGUGGACCGACCAUCGCCUAGUCCUCUCUAAGAUGCGUAUUCGCUUACAGCCUCGCAAGAGACCACAAGAUACGGGAAUCCCAGGUAAGCUGAAUAUCGCCUUACUGUCUUGGCCCGCUCACCAUAUUCAUUUCAAUAAUGAGCUUCCUCAACGGAUAGCCACUCUUCCAAUCACUGCCUCCGCCGCUGUCGAGAACGCCUCCGUCGAGUACCGCUGGUGUCAUCUGCGAGAAACGGUCCAGUCGACGGCGCUAGCCGUCCUCGGUCGCGCACGCCGCCAACACCAGGACUGCUUCGGCGACCACGACGCCGCCAUCAGCAAUCUGCUUGCCGAGAAAAACCGCCUACACAAGGCCUGCGUAGACCACCCCACCGACGACAACAGAGCUGCUUUCUACCGCAGUUGCCGCCACCUUCAGCAACGACUGCGCGAGAUGCAGAACGCCUGGACUGCCCGCAAAGCUGAUGAGAUCCAAGGAUACACGGACCGCAACGAAUGGAAGAACUUCCUCUCUGCGAUCAAAGCUGUCUACGGGUCCGCCGACGAAGGGCAUUGCUCCUCUCCUCAGCGCCGACGGCAGCACUCUCCUGACUGAGAAGACGCAAAUCCUACAGCGAUGGGCCGAACAUUUCCGAGGCGUCCUCAACCGCCCCUCCGUCAUCUCCGACGCCGCCAUCGCCCGCUUGCCGCAAGUGGAGACCAACGUGGACCUCGAUCUCCCGCCAUCUCUCCAGGAAACCAUCAGGGGCGUGCAGCAACUCUCCAGCGGGAAAGCACCCGGAUCGGACGCGAUCCCUGCUGAGGUCUACAAGCACGGAGGUCCCCAACUGAUGGAUCACCUGACUGCACUCUUCCAGGAGAUGCGGCGUCAAGGUGAAGUCCCACAAGAUUUCAAAGACGCAACCAUCGUGCAUUUCUACAAUAGAAAAGGAAACCGCCAAGUCUGCGACAAUCACCGUGGCAUCUCCUUGCUGAACAUUGCCAGAAAGAUCAUCGCUCGCAUCCUCCUCAAUCGUCUGAAUAAUCAUCUGGAAGAAAGCCUUCUGCCGGAAAGCCAAUGCGGAGUCCGUCGUAAUCGCGGGGCCACGGAUAUGAUCUUCGCCGCUCGUCAACGUCAGGAGAAGUGCCAGGAGAUGCGGACCCACCUGAACUCUACCUUCGUGGAUCUGACAAAAGCCUUCGACACGGUGAAUCGUGAAGGAUUGUGGAAGAUCAUGCAGAAAUUUGGCUGUCCAGAGCAAUUUAUUCAGAUGGUUCGUCAGCUGCACGACGGUAUGAUGGCGCGAGUCACGGACAACGGAGCUGUCUCAGGGGCAUUCGCAUUGACCAACGGAGUGAAGCCGGGAUGUGUGCUGGCGCCUACCCACUUCAGUCUUAUGUUCUCUGCCAUGCUGAUGGACGCCUACCGCGACGAACGCCCCGGGAGCCGCAUCACCUACAGGACAGACGGUCACCUGCUGAAUCAACGGUGGAUGCGCUUCCAGUCGCGCGUAUCCACAACUACCGUCCACGAACUUCUCUUCGCCGACGACUGCGCCCUGAACACCACCUCGGAAGAGGAGAUGCAACGGAGCAUGGAACUAUUCUCCGCCGCCUGCGAGAACUUCGAUCUGGUCGUCAACACGCAGCAGACGGUGGUCAUGCAUCAGCUGCCACCCAACUCAGUCACAGCCCCCAACGCGUCGCCGCAAAUAAGCGUUAACGGAACCCAGCUGCAAGUGAUGAAGAACUUCCCGUACCUGGGUAGCACUCUCUCCCUUAACACCAAAAUCGAUGACGAAGUCGCUCGCAGAAUCUCGAAAGUUAGUCAAGCCUUCGGUCGCCUCCAACGCACAGUUUGGAAUCGUCACGGUCUCCAACUGAGCACGAAGCUAAAGAUAUACAAGGCCGUCAUCCUGCCGACGCGGCUGUACAGUGCGGAGACGUGGACAGUGUACACGAAGCAGGCACACCGACUGAACCACUUCCACCUCAGUUUUCUUCGUCGCAUCCUGAGGCUGAACUGGCAGGAUCGAAUCCCCGACACUGAUGUGCUAUAA